This is a messenger RNA of Chrysochloris asiatica (Cape golden mole), 495 nucleotides long. RefSeq names its product neuritin 1-like (gene NRN1L). Gene Ontology annotation, biological process: neuron projection extension; nervous system development. Gene Ontology annotation, cellular component: plasma membrane. The coding region runs from base 1 to 495 and encodes 164 amino acids. The transcript has 3 exons. Lineage: Eukaryota; Metazoa; Chordata; Mammalia; Afrosoricida; Chrysochloridae. The record is from RefSeq and is a predicted model, not a curated record.
AUGCUCUGUUGCUGCUGCCGCUGCCGCCACCGCCAACCACCCCAUGCGUUGGGGCUGCUGCUGCUUCUGCCUUUACUCCCUGUACCUCCCCUUGCAGCAACUGCUGUGGUCCCCGGCCGCUGUGACACUAUAUACCAGGGCUUCGCCAAGUGUCUCAUCCGCUUGGGGGACAGCAUGGGCCAUGGAGGUGAGCUGGAGACAGUGUGCAGGUCCUGGAAUGACUUUCAUGUCUGCGCUUCGCUGGUCCUGUCCGGCUGCCCAGAGGAGGCUGCUGCUGUGUGGGAAUCGCUGCAACAAGAGGCUCGCCAGGCCCCACACCCAGAUAACUUGCACAAUCUCUGCGGCGCCUCUGUGCGUGUUCCAGAGCACGGCGAGGACCGCGAAACCAACCAGGAGACAUUGAGGGCCUCUACGCCCCUGUCUACCCCGGCCCCCACCCUUCCGCUACUGGCAGCCGGGCUGGCGCUCGCCUGCCUCCUGGGUCCUCUGGCCUAG